CUCCAAACCAACGUCCCCCAUAAAUUAAUCCAACCAACAUACAACCACUCUCUUCGUCUCUCUCUCUAUCUGCAGAGCAGCUACGGCCUACAUGCGAGCUAUGACCAUGGCGCCAUCACCCCGUAGCCCGUGCACCUCUCUACUGCUGCAGUCUCUACUCCUCUUCCUCCUCCUCUCCUUGUCCCACUCAGCGAGAGUGACAGCAGCCGUAAGAAACCUGCCGGCAGAGGUGGGCGCCGGCGACGAGGGGGCCGCGAGCUUCUCCACCGCGGCGGCAGAGGAUGAGCGCUGCGGCGGGAGCGCCGGAGAGGGAGAAGGAGACGAGGAGUGCUUGAUGAGGAGGACGCUGGUGGCGCACACCGACUACAUCUACACUCAGGGAGGAAAGCACAACUGACGGCAGCCGGCGAUUCCGCGUGUGUGGCCUGUGGGUGAUGUGUUCUCAUGUUCUUCGCCUAGUAGCUAGUAGUGACUGAAAUCAGCUUGUGCGCGUGUCUGAUCAAUGAAACUUGAGGCUGUUUCAAAGGCAUAUCUUUCAUCAGCAAUAUAUAUGACGCCAGUUUUGUGUGAAUUGGUGCACGCAGUCAGUUGUAUAUAUGUACUCCGUAUAAGCUGGUGAGCAAUUUUGUUGA
Lolium rigidum is the source of this 632-nucleotide messenger RNA. RefSeq names its product phytosulfokines 4-like. Gene Ontology annotation, biological process: cell population proliferation. The record is from RefSeq and is a predicted model, not a curated record. Gene Ontology annotation, molecular function: growth factor activity. The coding region runs from base 92 to 397 and encodes 101 amino acids. NCBI's taxonomy places the organism in Eukaryota, Viridiplantae, Streptophyta, Magnoliopsida, Poales, Poaceae. Gene Ontology annotation, cellular component: extracellular region. The transcript is spliced from 2 exons.